UCAUCUUUCGGAUUCAUCCAUCACCCUUUGCUUCUUUCAUCUUAUCACCUCCCUCUCCACUUUGAUUUCUCCCCAAGCCCCAAGGCAGACCUACCUCCUCUAGCGAAAGUGAAGUUGGGAACUACGGAUGAGGCUUUAGAGUCGGGGAGUGCCGAGGGAGAGCAGAGUCAUGGUCGCUGGCGUCGCAUCCUAUUCAUCCGUGGUGCCUCCCAUCCGAGUCUGAAUCUUCCCAAAUCUCACAUUGCAACCCAAUCAUUGAGGAAAGUCCCCCACCGCUGAGGAUCCCUCCCAAGGCUGUGAAGACUGAAGAGAGACGAGACGUGCAUCCCGCCGCAGA
Messenger RNA from Linum tenue, 337 nucleotides. Lineage: Eukaryota; Viridiplantae; Streptophyta; Magnoliopsida; Malpighiales; Linaceae. The record is from the annotation of a GenBank genome assembly.